AUGGAUUCUAUGAAUAAUUCAAUGACUCAUUCAAAUAUAGCUCGACCGAUACCUUUAAAUCCUCAAUCAACAAUAACAGAUGCUAAAAUUGACAAGUCAUCAAUAGCAUGGUCGUCUUUACAUCGUUUACAUACAGAGGCGAUGUUUCGUUAUAAAGCAUUUCAAAUUCUACAAGCUCAAUAUUCUCUUAUGUCACCACUACCGCCACCGCCACCACCAAUUCAUCCUCACGCUCUAGCUGCGAUACUCUCUACGUCGAGUUCUUCAUCGAAUUCUUUAGAUUCAAGUACAAAUUCAUCAUCAUCGCCAUCAUUACCACCUGUUUCAUCACAUAAAGAAUCAUCGGAUGAGUGGUGGAGUGUAAAUGAGCAUUCCUCAAGUUUAUUUGGUUCAGUAACACGACGAUGUAAACGUUGUCGUUGUCCCAAUUGCGUUAAUCAACCAUCAACACUAUUAACUGAUUCAUCAUCAUCGAAACGUCAACAUAUUUGUCAUAUAUGUAAAAAAAUCUAUGGUAAAACAUCACAUUUAAAAGCACAUCUUCGUUGGCAUGCUGGUGAACGUCCAUUUCGUUGCACGUGGCUGUUUUGUGGUAAAGCAUUCACACGCUCCGAUGAAUUACAACGCCAUUUACGUACACAUACUGGUGAAAAACGUUUCGGUUGUCCGAAAUGUGGAAAACGUUUUAUGCGUUCCGAUCAUUUAUCGAAACAUUCAAAAACUCAUGAAACAUCCUCGUCAUCAUCAAUAACAACAACAACAACAACAACAACAACAACCAUCGAUCAUCUACCAAUGGAACUUUCAGAAACAACAAUGGGAACUAGUAGUACAAGUAGCGAUGAUAUAUCAUCACACGAAGAAGAGGAAGACGAAGAGGAAGAUGAAGAAGAAGAAGACGAGAUUAUUGAUGUGCAAUAUUGA
This is a messenger RNA of Rotaria socialis, 924 nucleotides long. The record is from the annotation of a GenBank genome assembly. Lineage: Eukaryota; Metazoa; Rotifera; Eurotatoria; Philodinida; Philodinidae.